This is a messenger RNA of Ictalurus furcatus (blue catfish), 886 nucleotides long. It is a transcript of the gene pdf, whose product is annotated as peptide deformylase, mitochondrial. Gene Ontology annotation, cellular component: mitochondrion. The transcript is spliced from 3 exons. Gene Ontology annotation, biological process: N-terminal protein amino acid modification; peptidyl-methionine modification. NCBI's taxonomy places the organism in Eukaryota, Metazoa, Chordata, Actinopteri, Siluriformes, Ictaluridae. The record is from RefSeq and is a predicted model, not a curated record. Gene Ontology annotation, molecular function: peptide deformylase activity. The coding region runs from base 76 to 807 and encodes 243 amino acids.
AAGAAAUGUUGUUGGGCGGCCAUAUUGGAUAACAGUCAGAGCGAAUAAGUGAGGAGAGAAGAGUUACAGCUGAUAAUGAACAGACCUCUGAGGACAUUUCUGACGUGUAUGCUGAGAGUCAGGACUGAUUUAGCCUCCAGCAGGACUUCCUCCCUGUGUCCUUACACAUGCAUUGCACCUUCACGGCCUCAGUCCACAGGCGUGAAAACGCGCUCGUACCUGCAGUAUGUUAAAAGGAAAAUACUUGCACCCAAAGCUCCUCCGUAUGGCCACGUGUGUCAGGUCGGAGAUCCGGUGUUGCGCUGCAGCGCUACAGAUGUGGAGCCGGCAGCUGUGCAGGGAGCGGAAGUGCAGCGCGUGAUUAACACCAUGGUAACGGUGAUGCGCAGGCUGAAGUGUGUGGGACUGAGCGCGCCGCAGCUCGGGGUUCCUCUGCGCAUCAUAGCUAUGGAGUAUACAGAGAAGAUGCUGCAGGAGAAUCCUCCAGCUGUCAUCGAGGCCCGUGGUCUGGUCUCAGUGCCCCUGAAGGUGUUCAUUAAUCCUCAGCUCCGGGUGCUGAACGAGCAGACUGUCAACUUCCAGGAGGCCUGUGAGAGCAUCUCGGGCUUCUCGGCUUCUGUCCCACGCUACAUCUCUGUAGAGGUCUCAGGACUGAACGAAAAAGCUGAACCCGUCGCCUGGCAAACUAGUGGAUGGCCAGCAAGAAUACUGCAACAUGAGAUGGAUCACCUCAGUGGAAUUCUUUACAUUGACCGUAUGGACAGUAAAACGUUUAUUAAUGUGAACUGGGAGGAAUACAAUGAAUAGCAGUUCUGCAUUAAAAAAAAAAAGUACAUUAACUUGCCACUGAUUGUGCUUUAAACUAAAACAUUUUAUUGCACCAUAA